AUGGUAAGGCAUAGCUACAUACACACAGGGGCUAAACCCUAUUCCUGUGAGUUCUGCCAGUCGGCAUUCACAAGUACCGCUGGGUUAAAGAGACACAGAAGAUUACAUGCAGGCAAAGAAACAUGCCAAGGGCAGCAACUCGACUUUGUAAGCAGAGGAAAGAGAACUCGAAGACCCUUAAAGAAUUAUACAUGUGAUGAGUGUAACGUAGUGUUUUACACUAGAGGACAUCUCAGCUUUCAUAAGAAGUUUCAUGAACAGUUUAAGGCUGCUGCUAAUGGUUGUACAAAUCAGAGCAAUGAAUAUCAUAACAGCAAAAUACGCAAAGUUGACAGUGAUUCCCAGGACCAUGUUUCUCUGUCUCUUUCCGGUAAAGAAAAGGAUUGUCUCAGUGGGGGAAGGCUGGCUUCAGAAGUAGACUUUGAGCGGGCAGGUGAUGUGCGGGACAACAAGAAAAUAUGCUCUGGAAAGAAAUUGCCUGAAAACAGCCAUGGAAGCAAGAGCUUACCUAUUACUGGGAAUAGAUCAGAAGUUCCUCUGAAUUCAUACAAAAUGGACACUGUCAUUUGCAAAGAGGAACCUCUCUUCAACUCCAAGGCCUCUCAUUCACAAGUUCAAGAUGAUGAUGCGUAUCAUAAAUUUGUGGAAAACUUAAAGGAUACGUGGCCUUCCAAUCUGUCUACGUUCAAAAUGUACAAGUGCAGACACUGCAAUUAUGCUACCUCUGUUCAUAGCGACUUUAAGCUGCACCUAAAAAUACAUACAGAUGAAAGACCAUUUGUGUGUAAAGAAUGCAAUAAGACAUUUAAAACAUCAAACCAUUUGCAGAAACACAGCCUCGUUCAUGUAAAGAAUGGAUAUGAGUUUGGCCAUUGCCUCUAUGCAGAUAGCCGUUUAGAGAAUCUUGAAUUGCAUCAUGAAAUGCGUGUAGGCAUGUGUCCAGAAACAGAUUUUCAUUCCUCGGAAGGUUCAAACGGCGUCCAUUCCUUGCUUGCUUCGGAAGUCUGUGGAGUACAGCCAGAUGUCCAGAGGUGCAAAGAAAAUGAUUCGCUAGCACAAAGUCAGCCACGAUUCUAUCAGUGCGUAGAGUGCGAGUACGCUACUUACAUUUUAAGCAACCUUGAACUACAUGUAAGAACUCACACAGGUGAGAAACCUUACAGCUGCAGUGUUUGUCAGAAGAAGUUUCGUACUUCCAGUCACCUGAGAAGACACAGAGUCACACAUUUUAAUAUGGAGCAUCUCAAGUGCAGGAACUGUGACUAUUCUACAAACAAAUGGCUGUCCUUGAAACAGCAUCUGGCUUCACACUCUUGUGAGGAAAGCUCAUCUACUGGCUGUCUCUAUGAGCAAAAGCAGCUACCUGUCAAAACGUACACGUGUGAAGAGUGUGGCUAUUCCACAGCCCACAAUGGAAACUUGAAGCCACACUUGAGAAUCCAUACAGGUGAGAAGCCCUUCAAGUGCAGUCAGUGCGCUGUCGCUUUCCGCACAUCUAGCCACCUGAAGCGCCACUUACAGACUCAUUUAAAGUUGCACUGCAGAAGGUGUAAAUUUUCUACGGUAGAUAAACGUGCUUUCCAAAAACAUGUAAAAACACACACAAAAAAGUACAAGUGUGGAAAGUGUAAUGUGAUGCUGCCUACCAAAAAACUUCUGGAAAAGCAUAAGCGGCAACAUAAGCUUGGAAUGUAA
Molecule: messenger RNA, 1695 nt
Organism: Pelecanus crispus (Dalmatian pelican)
Lineage: Eukaryota; Metazoa; Chordata; Aves; Pelecaniformes; Pelecanidae
Source: RefSeq, a predicted model, not a curated record